Annulohypoxylon maeteangense is the source of this 1289-nucleotide messenger RNA. RefSeq names its product putative gibberellin 20 oxidase. The transcript is spliced from 3 exons. Gene Ontology annotation, molecular function: dioxygenase activity. NCBI's taxonomy places the organism in Eukaryota, Fungi, Ascomycota, Sordariomycetes, Xylariales, Hypoxylaceae. The coding region runs from base 234 to 1229 and encodes 331 amino acids. The record is from RefSeq and is a predicted model, not a curated record.
CUCCGGAUUGAUCGUCGGAGAUACCCGCAAAUCUUUAUCAGAUAACUAGUCCUCACGCUUACGUAUAUAAUUCCAUAGAUAGUUCAUUUACACUAUUUUAUUGGUAAUUUGGUAGUGCUGCGUAUCUUGGAAUCUGUUCCUAAUAAAUAGGUUAAUACCCUGUCGGAGGGGUAUUCAUAUCUGAUUCAUUCGGAAGAACAUUAGAUAUCGAAAGAGUUAAUAGGAUUUCUAAAAUGGCUGUCGAUCAAGGACCCCCGGCAGCCCCAGUCACGAUUCCGGUAAUCGAUAUUUCCGGGUAUAUUGCGGGGGACUCGACUCGGACGGCUCAGAUCGCCGAAGAAUUGAGCGCUGCAUGUCGCGCCCCCGGGUUCUUUCAGAUUGUCGGACAUGAUGUUUCUUCUGAACUACGAACGCGCCUGUUCGAGAAAACUGCGCAGUUUUAUCGUCUCCCUUCGGCUAAGAAAUCUGCAUUAGGCCAGGGUUUCUCCGCGAAUGGCGCGCGGGGUUACGAAGCUCUCGGGGCCGAGAUCAUGGAGGGCGAUUUCAAAGAUCAAAAAGAAGGCUUCAUGAUGGGUCCUGAACUUCCGCCCGGAAGGUUCUUGCAAGGACCGAAUUUGUGGCCCGAGGAAGUUGAUUGUCCCGAGUUUCGGUCGACGAUGGAAGAAUACUUCGCUGCUGCCCGAGGUCUUAGCGUGAAAUUGUUUCGCUUGCUAGCGUUAAGCUUGCAUCUCGAGGAGCAUUAUUUUGAUGAUUUCGUCAACAGUCGAGACUCUAUUUCAAUGUAUCGUAUACAUAAAUAUCCACGAACGGAUGCUGAAAUGGCGAAGAAAUCCCGUGGAACGGGUGCCCAUACGGAUUUUGGUGCUAUGACACUACUACUUCAAGAUAAUAUUGGGGGCUUGGAGGUCUUCCACCGGCCAACAGACACAUGGAAUGCUGUGCCCUAUGUCCAAGAUGCGUAUGUUGUCAACAUCGGCGACAUGAUGGAACAGUGGACGAACGGUCGGUAUAUGUCGACAGUUCAUCGUGUCAUAUCACCAAUUUCGGACAGGGACAGGUAUAGUGUGGUUUUCUUCAAUGAAGGCCUGCUCGACCAAGUCAUCGAAUGCAUUCCAACUUGCAUCGAGCCCGGCGAGACCCCUUUACAUCCACCUGUGACAGUAGAAGCGCACCUGAGAAGACGAUAUGGUGAUAGUUAUGGAGUAAGUAAGGACAAGGGCACAAAUUAGAAGCUGCUUGAAGUUAAAUUAGUAUACAGUGUAUAGAGAAGUUAAUGAUUGGCCUCAAGG